GCGAGCCAGCAGGUUUCGCAAACGGGCCCGGAUCGCCGUUCGUCACGAUGACGGAGCCAAGAGUGAGCGUCCGCGGAGGCCGCACCGCCCGCAGCACCGACGUCCGCAAGACUCGGUCGCCGGUCGUCGCCACGCAACCGCCGCCUACGGAGCGCCGAAGCCAACGUCGCAGAGAUGAUGACGUCGUCGUCACUGUCGCCGAAGAACAGGAGGCCGGGAACGAGGCCGGUCCCGAGGGCGUCCCCGAGACACCCGUCGUAGCGACGGCAGUGCCUUUUCCCUCCGCUCCUGUCCAGCAGCAGCAGCAGCAACAGCAACAGCAACAGCAACAGCAAGAGCAACAGCAGCAGCAGCAACAACAGCAACAGCAGCAGCAGCAACGCAGGGUGCGCAAGCAGGCAACGCGCAUCGCCCACCGCCUACGGCAGCAACAGGAACGUCGAGACGCGGCUCUCCCCCGCGUUGUCGAGGCGGGUUUCGCUGGCCGACCCCCGCCCGGCGAGUCUUCCUCGAGCGCCCCGGGCUUCACGUGGGUGCUGUCCUCGCUGGCCGGUGCCUUCGUAACGGUCUCCAUCCUCAUAGGCGUGGUCGGCUUCUUCGUCGUCAACAUUCCUGGCGAGGAGCACCGCCUCGAGACAGUCGGUGGAGCGGACCAUGACCACACGCAUUCAUCGGAUGAUCUCGACGACCACUCGGGCUGGUCAGCAGCAGUCAGCGCGACCGGCAGCGGCCGCACGUCGGUCGUGUGCUACUGGAACUCGUCCAGCCUGCUGCGGGCGGCGCCCAAGGACUACGACCUGGGAAAGCUGUGCGCCCACUGCUGCACCCAUCUCGUCUACAUGACCGCCCAGCUGAGCCCCGACGGACAGCAGCUGCGGUUCCCCGAGGACGACACCGGGCUCAAGUCGGUGCGCGACAUGGACGCGUUGAAGACGAGCCACCCGCAGCUGAAGCUCGUGCUCUCCCUACGGCUGGAGGGAUCCGGGGUGCACAACCUGACCGUCGGCGCGGAGGCGCCGUCCAGGCGCUCCCACCUUGCCGAACGCGUGGGCCACUGGCUGUCCGAGUUCAACUUCGACGGCGUCGAGAUCGACUGGGACCGGCUGCCGGUCGACCUCAAGCCCGUCUACGUGGACUUCGUCAGGGCGAUGCGUAUCGCGAUGAAGAAGGUCCGCAUGCUGACCCUAGUCAGCGUCCACGUGAAGUGGGGGCCUUCGUACGACGUGGAAGCCCUGCACGGCUUGAGCGACCUGCUGAUCGUGCACGCGUACUCCAAGGAGGACUCCCCCAAGACCGCCAUACCGCCGAUCAUCUUCAAGGAAGACCUGGUGGAGGCGUGCGAGGCGUUUCUGGGAGAGCUACGCUCGCGACAACGGGUGGCCCUGGCGUUGCCGCUGUUCGGCUACGCCUACCGGCUGCGAAACAGCGCGCGGUACGAGCUGCACGCCGCCGUCCGGGGUCCCGCGCCUCCGGGACCGUUCACCGACGAGCGGGGCCUACUCGCCUAUUUCGAGAUCUGCCUAGAAUUCAGCUCCGACCUGUGGGUCUCGCUGUACGACAAGGAAGCCGACUGCAAGAUCGCCGUCAACAGGGACAAGGGACAGUGGAUCGGAUACGACAACAAGGCCACCAUUCUCAACAAGAGAAACAGGAUGAAGUUUUGGAACCAGCUGUACCUGCUGCUAUGGAAAAACUUUGUAAUACAUCGAAGACAAAAGGUGCGGGUGUGUAUAGAAAUAGUAUGGCCACUCAUCCUCUUCUUCAUCCUCAUGUGGGUCCGUACACGAGGACUCCGUAUUUACAUUCACGAGUGCCAUUUCGAUGCCAAGGCCAUGCCUUCUGCCGGCCUGCUGCCAUUUGUCCAGUCAACGGUGUGCACCCUCAACAAUACCUGCCACGGGGAGGCGCCCACUCAGAGCAGUGCUGAGCAGCAGUACAACACAUCGCUAAUUAUCCAGCUGGUCAGUGAUGUGAAUCACAUCGUAAAUGAACAUUUAAUGAAUGAAGACACAGUAAAUAGCAUCAAGCGGUUAUCCCGUGACUUGGAAACCCUCUCUUCAUUUGUAAAGAAGCUCACAGGUGCCCAGUUUCCGUUGUCUGGAAGGGUUGCCUUAGAGGAUGUUCUGAAGAAUGAUGAGGACACAAGGCAUGGUUUCGAAAGCCUAAACAUCUCAAACAAGGACUUCUAUCCUGCCUUCUUCAAGUCAAGUGUUAGCGUGCGGGCGCUUCAAAAGAUAUUUGACAGGGGCAAGGAGGGCAUUCGAGGCUACUUCUGCAAGCCGGGAGCACCCCAGGUGCUCUUUGUAGCCAGCACCCCAGAAGAGGGCGAUGAGCAUGGUCACCUGCAGCGUGACCUUUGCAAACUGCCUGCCGCUGAUGGCCGUGCCUUCACACUGCAAGUUUUGAGAAGCCUGAAUUGGACCGCUGUGCUGCACGAGGUGUCAUCUGUGAUGAAGGAAGGUGGCCACAACUUCAGCACAGCUGACUGGGUGACAGCUUUUCAGGCAGCUCAGGAUGCUCGCAAUGAGUUGUGGGCACUGACCAGUUUCCAAGAGCUGCUCAAGGGCUUCACCGAGAGAGUUGACCAACUGUCCGAACUCUUCACCUGGGGUCGCUCACGGCCCAAUGGCACAUUGGCAAGGGUGAUUCAGGUGUCGCUGUGUGGACGCAACAUGUCUUCUCUCCUGGACACGGAGCACGGCCCAGCCCAACGCUUCGAGGAGUUCCGGGAACAGGUCAACAGAAACCUGCAGGAACAGAAUGAUGAGGAUGUGGUCUCAGAAUACGUCUACGACAACACCACCAGCCCUCGCUGCAAUGCUGUCUUCCAGAGCUUCGAACGCAACAGGCUGAUGCGGUUCCUGUGGGGCCAGGUCAAGCCUUACGUCCGAGGCAAAAUUUUGUUUGCUCCCAACAAUGUGGCAACGCGAAGGAUCAUUAGCAAGGUGAAUGAAACUUUCGAGCCACUGAACCGACUGAUGAAUUUGGCUAACCGUUGGACUGUGGACGUCGCACCCAAGCUAGUACAUUGGCUGAGCAACAACUCCGCAAGGUUGGAACAAGUCAAGAAACUGUCCACGUCUGAAGGCCUGGAGGCAUUCUUCCUUGCUGGAGAAAAGGCAGAAAGUAAGGCCACCACAGAGGAACUUCCAGAGGCUGCCCGAGCUCAAAGUGUGCUUGAGUGGCUGCUCUCUGACUGGGACGGCCGCAUUGAGAGAAUUAACAAGGUGGCACAGGAAAUGUAUCACGUCUUUGAGUGUUUUGAGAUGGACCGGUUUGAGGGCUUCCCCUCUGAGGAGGCACUAAUGCCACGUGGUUUGACGCUGAUGCGAGAGAACAAGCUCUGGGCGGCACUAGUGUUUAGCGGAAUGAAGAGCUCCCAGGACAAUGAGGUGCUUCCGCCAUUCAUCCGCUACAAGAUUCGCAUGGAUGCUCGCAAAGUGGACUCAACAAAAAAGAUUGAAGACAGAAUUUUUCGGCCAGGUCCACGCCGUCGCCCGACCAUUGACCUCAAGUACCUGACAUUUGGCUUUGCCUACUUGCAAGACCUCGUAGAACACUCCAUCAUAGCACUACAGACGGGAUGGGAGAAGACAACGGGGGUCUACCUGCAGCAGUUUCCAUACCCCUGCUACAUCUUUGAUCAGUUCAUAGUGACAAUAGCAGAGUCCUUCCCCAUGUUCAUGGUGCUGUCGUGGGUGUACUCAUUCGCAAUGCUCAUCAAGAGCAUUGUCCGGGAAAAGGAGCUGCGCCUCAAGGAGGUCAUGCGUGUUAUGGGCCUGGGAAGUGGAGUCCUCUGGCUCUCCUGGUUCAUCGACGCAUUUGGCUUCAUGCUUAUCUCUUCAGUUCUCCUCACCUGCAUUCUCAAGUUUGGCCAGGUGCUGGACCAUUCAGACCCGGUGGUAAUCUUUGUGUUCCUGGCCUGCUUCGGGGCGUCCAUCGUGUGCAAGGCUUUUCUCGUGGCUGCCCUGUUCUCACGGGCCAACAUUGCGGCUGCAGCUGGCGGAAUCCUCUUCUUCACCUGCUACCUGCCCUACCCAUUUGUCAAGCUCUGGAAGGACCGCCUCAGUGUUCACCAAAAGAGUGCUGUUAGCUUGGUGCCUAACGUGGCCUUUGGCCUCGGCUGCAGCUACUUUGCUCACUUUGAGGAGGAGGGAGUUGGCGUGCAUUGGCACAACCUGCUCCGGGGAGGCCUACCUCCGGACACCUUCUCCAUUGCUCACGUCAUGGGCCUGUUGCUGCUCGACGCCGUGCUCUACUUUGUGCUCGCGUGGUACAUCGAAGCUGUCUUUCCUGGGCAAUAUGGAGUGCCAAAGCCAUGGUACUUCUUUGUCACCAAGUCCUAUUGGUGUGGUGGCUCACAUUGCGACAGUCCAAGAAAGUCAGCAUGGGAGUCGUGCAAUGGAACGGCUAGCUUGAAUGUGAAGACAGAAGACAUGGAGGAAGAGCCACGUAACCUGCCACUUGGAGUGCUUAUCCGCAAGUUGACCAAGGUGUACGCCGGUGCAGAUCGGGCGGCUGUUAAUGAGCUCAGCCUCAACUUCUACGAGGGUCAGAUCACUUCAUUCCUUGGCCACAACGGGGCUGGCAAGACGACCACUAUCUCUAUCCUAACAGGCCUGUACCCUCCGACACAGGGCACGGCUCAGAUCUAUGGAAAGGACAUCAGAACUGAGAUGGACAUCAUCCGUCGAAGCCUUGGCACCUGUCCCCAAUACAAUGUCCUUUUUGACAACUUGACAGUUGCUGAGCACCUCUGGUUCUAUUCUCGACUCAAAGGCCUUACUGCGGAUGCAGUUGAAUCUGAAGUUGACUCGUUUGUGCGCGAAUUAACCCUGGUCCACAAGAGGGAUGAAUACUCAUGUAACCUCUCAGGUGGUAUGCAGCGCAAGCUCUCUGUAGCCAUUGCAUUUGUUGGGGGCAGCCGCACGGUAAUACUGGAUGAGCCGACAGCCGGCGUGGAUCCUUAUGCACGGCGAGCGAUCUGGGACCUCAUGCUAAAGUACAAGCAAGGUCGCACAGUCAUCAUGACAACGCAUCACAUGGACGAAGCUGACCUGCUGGGUGACCGGAUCGCAGUCAUCAACGAGGGUCGCCUACGUUGCUGCGGGUCGUCAUUGUUUCUAAAGACUCGAUUCGGUAGUGGCUACUACCUGACCCUUGUGCGCCCAUCGCAACGAGCCAAGUCACUCAAGAGCAGGCCAUCUCCCACGGUGCCCGCUUCCAAGGAUGCGGUACAGAACCAGACUGAUGGAGCGAACAGUGAUUCAUCACAAAACGUCACCCCAUCAUCGCUUAUAUCACCAUCAUCUGCCGAGACACUGGACAAACUAAUCCGGAGACACAUCCCCAAGGCAGAGCUUGCCACAGACAUGGGCGCUGAUUUGUCGUACCGACUUCCAGCAAGUCCAGAAACAUACUCAUCCUUCGUGUUCCUGUGCAAGGACCUUGAUGCCAACUUGACAGAACUUGGCAUUACCAGUUAUGGAAUCUCUGACACCACGCUUGAGGAGGUUUUCCUACGGGUGACACAAGGUGGUCCCAACAUCAGAAGCCAAGCAAACAAUGAAGGUGAUCUUUACAACCCUGGGCCUGAGUCUGUGGAUGGACCGCCAAAGACCAGACUCCAGAAGACCUUGGACGCCUUAUGUCUGUGGUGUUUGUCCCUGAGAACUUCAGCAAAGACCAUCAGACCAGAUCCUGAAGAUGCAGCUGCAAGGCAGCACCUGGCAGCGGAGAUGCCUAAUAAUGCCAAUGGUGACAGCGACCUCCCCGCACCACCUGUCGUCAAGAAAGUAGCCGUGGGACCACUGCUUCAUCGACGUCAACUUGCGGCCAUGUACCGUCGUCGCUUCAUGCGCAACACCCGGAACUACAAGGGACUCUUCUGUGAGAUAAUCCUUCCUGCUCUGUUUGUGUUGCUGGCCCUGCUGUUCACGUUACUGAUCCCACCGAUGUCCGAAGAACCGCCUCUAGAGCUGACACCUUGGGUUUAUGGCCCGCCAAACUACGUCUUUUAUGGCUCUGAAGACACAUCCAGCCCAUUGGCAAAAAAGUACACAGAUGCCCUCCUGUCUAGAACUGGCCUCGGGGCACGCUGUGUUAAAGGGGAACCCCUGAGUGGCCUGGGUUGUGCUGACAUGGCGAAUGCAAGUGUCUCCGUGCCUGGUGCACCUUACGGCUAUGAAUCCUUCGAGGGUGGUGGUACUUGCACUUGUGCAAGCGGGGCACAGCAGUGCAUGCUCAACGCAGGUGGCCCCACACCGCCUGCUGUCCGCACUGCCACUACCGAUGUUCUGCUUAAUGUGACCGGCCGUGACGUCUCAGACUGGAUUGUUAAAACCUGGAAUCCCUACCAUAAGACAAGAUUUGGCGGCGUCCAGUUUGGAGUUAAAAAUCACCUGACUUCUAUCAACAUCACCGCUGUUGAGGAAGCUGUUUCUAAACUGGGUGCCCCUGGUGGUCUCAACCUUUCGGCAGCAGUCCUCACCUUGCGUCGUGGCGUUGACAGCUCCAGAGUGCAGGACAAUGUCAAGGUGUGGUUCAACAACAAGGGCUGGGUAUCCUCGGUGGCUUACAUGAAUGCCAUCAACAACGUAAUGCUACGGGCACACCUGCCAUCCCAGGCUGAUGCCAGCUACUACGGCAUGUCGGUCAUCAACCAUCCGAUGAAUUUCACUCAAGACCAGCUUCAGGACGAACUACUGAAGCGAGGUGGCCUGAGCCUGCUCCACGCGACGUGUGUCAUCUUUGCCAUGUCCUUUGUGCCGGCCAGCUUUGUCAUGUUCCUCAUCGAAGACCGCACCUCGGGUUCUCAGCACCUGCAGUUUGUGAGCGGCCUCAAGCCGUUCCUCUACUGGAUUGGCACCUACACCUGGGAUCUGUGCAACUACAUUGUGCCUGCUGUGUUGUGCAUCUUCAUCUUCAUGGCGUUCAAGGAAGAAGCGUACGUCUCCCACGACAACAUUGGUGGGCUGGUCCUUCUUUUGUUGCUUUAUGGGUGGUCCAGCAUUCCGCUGAUGUAUCCGUCGUCAUUCAUCUUCAGCGUGCCUAGCUCUGCGUUCGUCACACUUGCUUGCUGCAAUCUUUUUGUUGGCAUUGUCAGCACGGUCUCCACGUAUGUGUUGGAGCUUUUCGAUGACAAGGAGCUGCAAUCCAUAGCUCAAAUCCUGCGCAAGGUGUUCCUGGUGCUCCCACAAUACUGUUUAGGGAGAGGUCUAAUGGACAUGUUCUCUAACCAUCUCACAGCUGAGGCUCUAGCACGAUUUGGUUUGAAGACCUUCAAGCAUCCACUGGAGUGGGACUUCUUGGGCCUUAACCUCGUUAGCCUCGCUGUUCAAGGACUUGUGUACUUCAUCUUCACGCUGCUUCUACAGUAUCGUUUCUUCGUACGAAAGAGGCAGCUGACGGUGCCCUUUGACCCGAAGGAGCUUGCAGAUCAAGAUGUCACGCAGGAGAGAGACCGCGUGCUUACUGGCCAGGCAGAUGAUUCCAUACUCAAAGUGGUCAACCUUACCAAGGUGUACCAAGCUGGCCAGCACCCUGCUGUGAACCACCUCUGCAUCGGUGUCAGGGCGGGUGAAUGCUUCGGAUUGCUUGGAGUGAAUGGUGCUGGGAAGACUACCACAUUCAAGAUGCUCACUGGGAACACAGAAGUGACAGAAGGAAACGCCUUCAUUUCAGGCUACAGUAUACGCACCCAAAUCGAUUUGGCACGACAGAACAUUGGCUAUUGUCCGCAGUUUGAUGCUUUGGACCCUUUGCUCACGGGGUGGGAACACUUGGAAUUCUAUGCACGGCUUCGUGGAAUACCUGAGAAGUAUGUUCAGAAGGUUGCAGACUGGGGAAUUCGCAAGCUUGGUCUGCAUCGUUACGCUCACCGAUGUGCCGGCACCUAUUCGGGGGGCAACAAGCGAAAGCUGAACACUGCCAUUGCCCUAGUCGGGGAUCCGCCAUUGGUGUUCCUGGAUGAGCCCACGACGGGCAUGGAUCCUAAGGCUCGCCGUUUCCUGUGGGACUGCAUCCUGGACGUUGUACGAGAUGGCCGAUCAGUGAUUCUUACGUCUCACAGCAUGGAAGAGUGUGAAGCCUUGUGCAGUCGGCUGGCAAUUAUGGUGAAUGGGCAGUUUCGCUGCUUGGGGAGCAUACAGCACCUCAAGAACAAGUAUGGCUCCGGCUACACGGUGACUUUGAAAGUAGGCGGGACCUCGUCGGAGCUUUCCCAAGUUGCCUCCCUGAUGGAAAGCUCGUUCGGUGCCACCGACGCGCAACUCCGGGAGCAGCACCUAAAUCAGAUGGAGUAUCAGAUAUCGCAGAGCGUGCCGCUUGCGGUCCUGUUCCAACGGCUUGAGGCAGCCCGCGAGAGUUCGUCGCUUGACGACUACUCUGUCACGCAGACAACGCUUGAUCAGGUGUUCAUUAACUUUGCCAAGCAGCAAGGUGAUGUCAAAGGUGAGCAGGGGGACACGGAAAGCGACCUACCAUCUCCAUUGCCAUCUUCGCCAAAGGCCACACACCCUCCCACUAGCCCUGCGGUUGACAAGCUUACACCCAUUGUCAGCAUACGACCGGCUUCUGCUGGUCCCCUGUCACGAGGCCAAGAACUCAUUGAGCUUCCAGAAUGGAUCCGGGAGACUGACAUCGUGUGAAGCUGCAGGGCUGCACCACGACGUGUUUUUCCAGCUGUGAUAUCUUCCAUCAUCGAGUGCGCGACCAGUGGUGCUUUCUCCAUCCCUCCUCCUCAAGAACUGAGAUAAAGCCAGGUGUGAUUCAAGUGCAAAAGCACAGGUGUGUUCCAUCCAACCUCGUGAGACAGGCGGGUGAUACGUCUCUUUUCGGUUAUGCUGUUGUUGUUAAAACUUUUCCCACACGAUGCUCCGGUUCAACAUCCCUGUGAUCGUGCCCGCUACCAACAGGUCCCCACGGCUGGUGAACAUGUUAGUGGCACUGACUUCUUGACUGGAGAAACUGGCAGGGAUUUUUUGUGUGGCGUCAGCCUUCAUGAUCUGGCUGAAAGUGUUCAUUGUUGUUGCCACUUGCUGUUGUUGUGUAUGUAUGUACAGGGCAAGCACAAAUAAUCUUACCGAUUUUCUCUCUGCCUUGGUAGUUUUGGAGCGAAACUGCAGUGGUGCAACUAUUGCUGGCAGCUCAGGGAAUGGUAGAUUAAGGGGACAUUGAGAACAGAACCCAUCUAGCCAGAAGCCAGGACAAUUGGUAUGCCAGAACCCCUUCAUCAUUGACGCUCCACCAUAAAAAAAAAAGAGCUCUCGCUCUUUUUUUUUCUGGGCUGCAGCAACGACGGUAGCAGCUCUUAGUGGCUGCCAGUAUAGUUAUUAGAAGUCUCGCUGCUCAUACUGUGACUCUAGAUGGCACAUACACAUGUAUAAUUAAAGAAAAAGAAGUACAUUAUGUUGGCACAUACUGUGUUCCAUGGCAGUGGCCCCUUUUCACUCCUCAUAUGCUUCACCACUUACCAGUGCGGUAUAUCACAGCAAAGCAGAAUAAAGGGGAACGCCCCUUAUGAAAUGCAUAUUAGACCUUUGCCUCAUGCGCACCUCUUAAUGCAUGUCUUGAUUUGAAGUGAACUGAUUUAGGCUUACGCUGCCUAUGCACAAAUUGCCUGGAUUUUAAAUUGGACUUUGGCUAGCUGCCUGGUGGAUAAUGGCAAUUACAAUGCGACUGUGCUGCAUUAAGCGCAUUGUUGUUGUUGUCGUUUUUAUUUCUUCUUUUUUUUUGACGAUGUGGUUGAGGCAGUUUUUCAGAAUAUUUAUGGUCGUGUCCAUACAAUCGGUAGGAUUGAUCACAUUUCGGAAGCCUCCCGGACAAAUUGGGAGACUUUGCAGGCGUGAGUGACCAACAAUAUUAUGAGCGGCAUUUGGGAAGGUUUUAUAUGGUAUGCGCAUAGCCAGCAAGCUUCUACUUUUGUGAUAUCGCUUAUCUCCAAACUCUGAUUAUCUGGAUUUUAUUUUUUUCGUCAGGUUAUUACAGCUGUGAGUUAAUGGGGUUUUACUGUAAAUAGGUGAUGAGAAAAACUCUCAAAAUAUUAUUCUUCAUUUACAAAUGCAUAGUGUAGGUACUGCUAUUCACUACACACAAGCCCAGUUUAUGAUUUCUCUUUGCGCGUACACAUGCCAGAGUGUACCCUGUCUGUCACUGUCUAGCACAGCUGCCACCCAUGCCUUAAGUUUAUGAAAGGUGAGAUGGAAGCUACUAUAAGUACUUAUGAUUGUGGCAAGUUGAAGACAUCUUCCAUAUGAUUUCAUAUGAUUUUUCAUUUCAUGGAAUAAUAUUGAAGGAAAUGGCCGUACCUAUGUUGCCAAGUGAAGUCAUUCCCAAAUGCCAUCUGCCAUUCUCCCAAGCCAUCGGACACUAGAAAAACCAGUCAAAUACAUGGCUGUCAAGCCAAUUCUCAUGAAACUUGUUGAAUUAGUCUGUAAGAAUAAUAAUAAUAAUAAAUAAGUGACUGGUAUUAUUUUUGUGUGCGUUGCAAAGAGCAGAUGGGUGAUAUCAUUUCUGCUAGCCCUGUACUGGUUCUCACAGCCUGUCACAAGUUAUAAGUCUGACAAGCAUACUUGGUUCUGCAGUGUGAUGCUUUAUAAUGCAUCAUUAUGCUGUGCAAUCUUGAGGUCAUAAGUUGUCAUACUCGCUUCCUUUGGGUGCCCACCGGUGUUGCUUCGACAUUUCUGGCUGCCAGUGGAUUCUUAAAAAUUAUUUUGAUGUACUCGAAUCCAUUGGAAACUCAGAUAUGCCCGUGACUGUUGCGAUUGUGCUCAGCGACUUGCUAAACCAAAAGUCACCCAUGAUUGCAGACCAAACCUGAUUGCAGAUUAAAACCUCUCAAGAUUGCAAGUACGAAUCUGUGCCUGUCAAGAAUGCAAGUUAGAACCUGUGUAGACAUGUAUGGAUUGUGCAAAAUUAUGGUGAUAAGGUCUGUGAUUGUAAGGGCAUGUCUCAGACUCUUGAGUUUGAGUGAAGGCUUCCUGGUGUUGUAUAGUGUGCGUGAACUGCAGAGCGAGGUUUCCUAAUUGCAGGUUUGUCACACUGAGCUGUGCGAUGCGAUCUGCUGUACAAGUAGUGAGCCUGCCUUUGCUUGCAUUUUUUGCAGGCUUGGGAUUACAAUUUUUGAUGCAGUGCGACGUCUUGAUUUAAUCUGUGGCAUUGAAGAUGAACGCACAUAAACUUCAGGCCAGCAUUGCCUCUACUAAAAGAAUCGCCAUAGCCAGCAUUGCUAGCACUGAAAGAACGUUUGUUUUCUUCACUUCUCUGUACUUUAUUAUCAUGCCGCUUUCAGUAUGAAGUGGCAGUAGCGGGUGGUGCCUAGGAUACAUUUUUGGAUGCUAAGUGAGGAGCUGGCAGGCAUACAAUUAUGACCACCUUGACUUCAGAAACCCAGUGACACUUUUAAGAGUGAAGAUUUUGCUGGGAAAUACGAGCUAGCAAAAAUUCUUAAUUCAAAACAGUCUUGCAUAGGGAGUUUUCCUCUGUUAGUCAAGGUGUAUUAUCUGUACUGCUUUUGAUUAGGUUGAAAUGUACAUAACAAAUGGCAUUUUAGUAUUGUAACACACCAACCUGUAGGCAUACAGUGUGUUUUUUAGUGUCAUAACCAUGCGAGGUUGCAUUGUUUUACUCUUGAAUGAUAUGUCCAUUUUCCUACUGAUGACCAAUCUUCAUCAGAUUAUGUGGAAAUUUUGCUUUUGUUUGUUGACUUGAAAGCAAGUACAUUAGUAAAAUACAUAACACACUUUUCAAAGGAUUGAUCUUAGGAUCAGUAAUCAGAUCAGAUGAUUUCUCAGGUGUUGUGUUGAAAAGUGAUGCCUGAUAACUGCAACAUCAUGAGUAAACGUGGCAUAGAUUAGAGGCCCAUCUAGCUGCUCCUUUAUUGUUAUAGUGACUUACAGUGUAGUGUUUUCUGAAUAUUUUUUUUUUCAUGUUGCCAAUUUGUUGCAACUUUUGAUUCCAUUUUACAAGGUUCCUGAAUAGUAGUAGCUUUGAGGAGUGCUGAUUUUGCAUUAGUAGCUAGGCAUUCCUUUGUUGUUGUUUUUUUUUCAGCAUGGUGGUGAAACCUCAUUUUUUUAUAAUAUGUGUAUUUUACUUUUUAAUGUUUGUUUUGCAGCAGCAAUGUCUGAGCACCAAAAUAUUCUGAACACCAAAAAUGUUGGAUUAAGUGUACCAGAGAUGUUUAUUGACAUUUUGUAUCAUGUAUCAUGAUUAUGCUCCUGUGAAUUUCUUUCAUGCAAGUACUGUAGUACUGGGUGUCUACUAACCUUUCUGGUACAUUAGAGGCGUGUGCCAGUUAAAAAUUGCACUAGGAACUCCGCCCACACUACUAAGACUACUACUGCCAGCUGUAUUGUGCUUCAUAACACGCUGAGUGCACGAAUUGCAAUCCUUUUCCUUGUGAUUGGUGGUUGAGAGUGUCAAGGUUACAACAAUCAUUAGGUAGGAUUUCCUUUUUUACUGGUACAGAACUAUUCUGUUACCACAGUAUAAUGAUACCACCAGCACUUGAUGAGAAAUACUAUAGGAACAACAAAUUGCAUUAAAAGCAGUAGCUACUCCAGAUGGCAAAGACGUAACUGUACCCUAAAUGUACAAGGGAAUUCCCUGCAGUAAAGGUAUAAGUGGGAUCAUUUUUAAUGUAGAAGGGAAUUCCCUGCAAUAAAAAUAUAAGUGUAAUCAUUUUUUAAUCACCUGGUGAAAAUUCAUUUUGUUUUAACUCAGUUCAGUUAAUUUCAUGUUCCAACUGUAAUUGAUCGGCAGAGUAGUUCAAUACCACGAGCUGACAAGGUCACUGGAGAAUAACGAUGUUUGCAAGAUAUAUGCAACUGAUGCAGCAUAUUAUGGACUCAUUGUGCUCCAUAUUGACGACUGGAAGCAAUUUGUCCUUUAAUAGAAGUGUGUGCAGGAAGUUUAUGAAGUUUAUGCUUGCACCUAAACCUUCAGUUACAUUUAAUUCCUUCAUUUUCAUAUUUAAUUCGCUGUUAAGCGUAUGCUGUGCUAAGUCUAGCUGACAGUUUUGGCGAUCACCACAUGCUGUUUCAACCUUCAUUAUAAGAGGAAAGGUGCGUACGCUUAUAAGUAGGUAUGUUCUGGUAUUGAUGCACCAGUGCACUUUAUGUGGGAGCCAGUUUUACUUUUCGAGUACUAGUGCAGAAAGUUUGUGCAGUCGUCGUUUAGUGACCACUUUGCAAUGUUUUGACAGUAUAGUGGCCUAUGCUGGUUGCAACUUAUAAGAGUUUACAUCCGUGUUACGAGUGCCAGCCAAGCUCGUUAAUUUAGCUUUACAAUGCAGCCGUACAUUUCCUACUGCCAUAGCACAGAGCAUAGUGUGUAGGUGGCACUAGCGUAUGACUCAGCUAUUAAGUGAGCUGAUUGUAAAGAGGUUGUUUGUGAAGAGGUUGUUGAGGGCUGAAAAUUUCUAGUGUGCUUGUUGCACGCAUUUUGGAAUGCAACUGUAAUGAUAUGUAGUGUUAGCCAUCACUUGGGUUGAAGGCAGGCAAAUAUUGUACGGAAAAAACUAGCAAGUGUCAUCAUGGUGUCAGCACCACUCCUCAGACCUGUAGUGGUCUUGUCGUUUGUUCAAGGCCCAUACUGGUAGUUCCGUGUAUUAAGGCCUGUCUGUACAGCGCAUUUGCAUCAUAGAAUGUUAUCGUUGUUACAUAGCUAAUGUACCCUGACCACAAGGCUUCAGUACAAGAAUAUGGCAUCGUUGCAACAGCCUUUAGCCGCUGUAGGCUACCUACAAAAAGGGAGAGGAAAUGAUUUCUAGAUGGUCUAUUUAGCAAAAGCAUUUAUAUAAAAGCAGUGUUAAAAGCCUUCACAAACAACAAAAGAGGGGGUGGGAUGGCAUUUUUGUUAAAAAUUCAGCAGACAACUUCGAUAAAUGUAUGAAAAAAAUGGACCUAAUUAUGUUGAACUACUAACGAAACUUUUAAUGAUGACCGUGAGGUAUAUGUAAAGAAUAGUGGCAAAAUAAAGAUAAACAUUGAUCCAUAUAUCUCUAAACACCGUCACUCCAACCAGACGUGAAGGUAAUCCCUGUCAUUCUUUGAAUGGGUUCAUUGAUUAGGCAUUCACACACUUUUUGCCAUAACAAGAAAAAAGAUUACCAUCGCAGUUUUAUUGGACUAGAAAAUCAAUACACGCAUUAGAAUUCUUUUUUUUUUCACAGUCCUACAUCUAUGGUUCAGGACCUCGUAAUUAAAGAUGUACAAUCAGCAUAAAAACUUCACAGACCGCUAGAUCCUAGGAAAGGCUGAAUAUUUCUGCAGUAUGGGCAUGCAAUCUCUUAUUAGAUUUCUGGCUUGUGUUGGCAUAUGCAGACAGUAUAGCUCUGUGCAGUUUUACUGGCUACAGUCACAAGCUGCUAGGAAAUUCAAUGUUUUCUCAGAUCCAGCUGUUCGUAAAAAUUAAAAAUAAAAGUUCGUAAAAGUUACAGCCGACUGUAGUUGGUAGUCCACCAGCGUACAGUCUUAUUCUUUUUUUUUGGGUGUUGUCCAAGUUGUCCGCUGAAUUCCAGAAAAUUAAGAGUCUGCUAUCUCUGUUGAGAGACAUUUUUCUAGUAAGCUUGCUCGCUUGACAACUAGCAAAGUCUCAUAUACAUAUAAGAAUGGUGGAAACAGAUUAUUCAUAACCCGAUACAUUUGUACUGCAUUUCAAAACACAGCUCGACGUGUGAGCGAAAGCCACAAUGAACAAAUACAACCAUUUUCCCCUCUCACUGCAUAGCAAAUCUCGAAGCAUUAUAUUUUUUCAGAAUGUUGAUUUCGACAUGCUGUACAGUUUGUCCCUGUUAGGGGCAAGCAUUGGUAGGUGACUAUGCUUUUAUUGUUGUGUUUUAUAGUUAUCUCUGGACAAGACAGACGUGUGAGCUUAGGUGUUAACUAUGAGAUGUCAGAGCCUUAGAUGUGUUGUAUAUAUGUGCAAUAGCUUUUUAACAAUGUGACUUACUGUGUACGAUUUUCAAAAUGCAACUAUUUCGUCUGUUCCUCUUAAAUUUGAUGGUUUUGCUAGGUGAGAUCUGCCUGCAGCAAUACAACCAACACACAUGCCUAGUGUUGGAGAUUGUUCAUUUUACUUUUACCGACUGCAUACAGCUAGUCGUAGAACGUCAUUUCAAGUGACGGACACUCUAAGGACUCAUUACCAUAAAAAAAAAAAAGACAGCAUUUGUUUUUGGUUAUGUCAAUGGCCACGUAUAUGAACCUGUGAAAACGGCAUAUUUCAGUAUUGUGUUAUAUGUAUUCAUCCCACCCGGACACUUGUUACAACUAUUAAGUGCGAACGUGUAUAGCUUAUUAUGUUUCUUGUGCUGUGAUAAACACGCAUUUGCUUCUGACAUUCAAGGGUGCACUUUCUAUUUUCUGGGAGUCACUUCAGUGCAAGAAAAGUAUGGCAGUGUCAUUUUGUCAUAGCGGUCACCUUGUUGUAAAUGAUGAUCGAGGGCCACACCGUUUCUUUGGGAUCUAUUCCUGUCAUUCUUGUUGCGUUCACAAACCACUUGGUACUAACUAGCUGGUGUGUUCUGUUAUAACGCAACAUUUUGCUGUGCGUGCACGACAUUUUAAUCUACACUCAUGAACACGUCUCAUUUAUGCAGCUGCUUUAGUGAUCCUGUGAUUUGUUUUGUUGCAACUUGGUGGAAGUAAAGGUACUGUUCUUUUUUUAUCAGCA
This is a messenger RNA of Dermacentor albipictus, 15672 nucleotides long. Its product is annotated as phospholipid-transporting ATPase ABCA1-like. Gene Ontology annotation, cellular component: membrane; intracellular membrane-bounded organelle. The record is from RefSeq and is a predicted model, not a curated record. Gene Ontology annotation, molecular function: lipid carrier activity; chitin binding; ATP hydrolysis activity. Lineage: Eukaryota; Metazoa; Arthropoda; Arachnida; Ixodida; Ixodidae. Gene Ontology annotation, biological process: carbohydrate metabolic process; lipid transport; transmembrane transport.